AUGGCAAAUCAAGCCAAACCGAGACCUCUAUUACUCGAAAAGAAACCAGUUGAGUUUGUUAAACCCUUAAAACACACACCUUGUGGAAAUCUUUCCCUUUCUACUUUAGACAAUGAACCUAUCAACGAACCUAUGUAUGCAUAUAUUUACGUUUAUGAACCAAACGAGAAAAACCAAAAUGAUCCGGUCUCUCUUCUUAGGAAGGCUUUGUCCGACCUUCUGCUGUACUAUUAUCCAGUUUCAGGCAAGCUAGUGAGACGAAAAAGUGAUGGAAAGUUUCAGCUGGUUUGUAUUGGGGAAGGAGUGCCUUUCGCAGUUGCUACAGCAGAUCAUGAUCUCUACUCUCUAAACUAUGUAGAAAACUUUGCCGAUGAAGUUGCAAUGCAACUUGUGCAUGAGCUCGAUGUUAAUUUUCAAAGUGACAAUGGCUGUGAUCCUCUCUCUUUGCAGGUGACCAAAUUUUCUUGCGGUGGAUUCACCAUUGGCAUAGCAGUGACGCACGUGUUGUGUGAUGGCUAUGGUGUGGCUACGAUCUUCAAUGCUCUAACCGAGUUAGCCAGCGGAAAGAGCGAGCUAUCGGUAGUGCCGGUGUGGCAAAGAGAGCGACUGGUCGGGAAAUUAGACGGUGAGCCGGCUAAAGUACCCGGCGCUGAUUACGAAGGUCUUAUGGCCACAUCACCAUAUAUGCCAAGCGGUGAUAUGGUCACAGAGACGGUAAACAUUAUGGCUGAAAAUAUAAGUGGGCUUAAAGACACUGUGGUACUUAAGGAGCGUUUCACUACUUUCGAAAUUCUUUGUGCUUACAUAUGGAAAGCAACAUCUCGGGCCUUGAAGCUAAACUUAGACGGCAUCACUGUUCUUAUCAUAACCGUCGGAAUCCGAAAUGUUCUAGAUCCACCACUCCCCGAGGGUUACUAUGGUAACGCUUACAUAGACGUUUAUGUUGAGAUACCUGCAAGAGAGCUAGAGGAAUCAUCGAUCUCUGACAUUGCAAAGCUCGUGAAGAGAGCCAAGAAAUCAUCUCUUGACAAGACGCAUAUCGUGGAGGAGCUAAGGAACUCAGAGAGAUUGAUGAAAGAAUAUGCCAAAUUCGAAGGAGUAGCUGAUGGUGUAUUUCUAUUGACAGACUUGAGAAACACCGGAUUGUUCGAGUCCAUGGACUUUGGUUGGAACAAGCCUGUGAAUAUAUGGCCGCUGACACCUCAGAAGUACGAACGUAACUUCGGGAUUAUCAUGAGACCUCCGAAGUUGGAUCCAUCAAUGGAAGGUGAGGCUAAAGUUGUCAUGACAUUGCCAAGAAAUGCAAUGGUUAACUUGAAGAAAGAAAUGGCUAAAGAAGUCGAUCGUGGGUUAAAGCUCAUGAAACCAAGGCUUUAG
Messenger RNA from Brassica oleracea var. oleracea, 1377 nucleotides. Its product is annotated as spermidine coumaroyl CoA acyltransferase-like. The transcript has 3 exons. NCBI's taxonomy places the organism in Eukaryota, Viridiplantae, Streptophyta, Magnoliopsida, Brassicales, Brassicaceae. The coding region runs from base 1 to 1377 and encodes 458 amino acids. The record is from RefSeq and is a predicted model, not a curated record.